GUGUUUGGGUGCAGUGUAUUAGAUGGUGUUGGGGUACAGUGUGGAGCAUAGGCAGUGACUCAGUUAUUGGAUGGAUCUACUGCAGCGGAGAGAGAGAGAGAGGGAGAGAGGGAGGGAGGGAGGGAGAGAGAGAAUCAGAGAGGCAGUGUGUGUAUUUGAGAGAGGGAACAGGGCUUUGCUGUGCUAAAAUCUCAUUGCACCUUCUCUCUCCCUUUCUCUUUUUCUCCCUCCUCAUUCACUGCUUAUCUCUUUCUCUCCCCCUCUCUUUCCCCCUCUCUCUCUCCCUCCCUCUCCCUCUCCUUCUCUCUUCCUCUCCCUCUCCCCUCUCCUCUUAGCGUUCCCUCCAUUUGUUCCCGCGCUCUGCACUGAAGAUGACACCGCUAAUUUGGAGGAGCAUGAGAAGCCCCCGUCUCAGCCGGCGCCCGCAUCGCCAGAACACCCCCCACCGCUGGGUUUCCGCAGCGACGACCUGCCCUCUGUAGGGUGGCUUCGCAGCUGGGCUCUGGACACAUCUGAGUCUCAGAUCAGGGGCCACUGGCCUCUGCACCUCAGCCGAGAGCACCUCCAUGGAAAAACAGCUUCACAUCCGAAGCAAAGAACUACAAGAAACGCAAGAUAAAUGUCACAAGAUGGAGCAGGAGAUAUCCAAAUUCCAGCGUAAGAUGUCUGACCUGGAGACGGUGCUGCAGCAGAAGGAUGUGGAGCUGAAGGCCUCUGAGACACAGAGGACCAUCCUGGAGCAGGACCUGGCCACCUACAUCACCGAGUGCAGCAGUCUGAAGCGCAGUUUGGAGCAGGCUCGGAUGGAGGUUUCUGAGGAGGAUGAUAAGGCCUUACAGCUUCUUCAUGACAUACGAGAGCAGAGCAGCAAGCUGCAGGAGAUCAAAGAGCAGGAGUACCACGCCCAGCUGGAGGAGAUGCAGGUGGUCAUCAGGCAGCUGGAGGAGGACCUGUCUGCCGCCCGUCGCCGUAGCGACCUGUACGAGGUGGAGCUGCGAGAUUCGCGCCAGACCAGUGAGGAGCUGAAGAGGAAGGCUGUGGAGUACCAGCACCGCAUCCAGAAGGCUAAGGAGCAGGGCAAGGCAGAAGUGGAGGAGCUGCUAUGUAAGCUGGAGAAGACCAAUGCUGAACAACAAGCAAAAAUACAGGAGCUGCAGGAGAAGCUGGCCAAGGCGGUGAAAGCGAGCUCGGACGCCACGGAGCUGCUGCAGAACAUCCGGCAGUCCAAAGAGCGGCUGGAGCGCGAGCUGGAGAGGCUGCGGAACAAGGCCGACCCCAGCGACACCCUGCGCCGCCGCCUGAGAGAGACCGAGGAGGGCCGGAAGUCCCUGGAGAACCAGGUGAAGCGGCUGGAGAUGGUGGAGCGGCGGGAGAACAAGCUGAAGGACGACAUCCAGACCAAGUCCCAGCAGAUCCAGCAGAUGGCCGAGAAGAUCAUGGAGUUGGAGGAGAACCUGCGGGAGACUCAGGCCACUGCUCAGAGGAUGGAGGCUCAUCUGGUGCAGAAGGAGAGAAUGUAUGAAGAUAAGCUCAAGGUUCUGGAGGCUCAGAUGAAAGAGGACAUGGCUGACAAAGAGAUUCUGGAGUCCAAACGGGCCGAACAGGAAGAGGAAGCGCGGGAGAAGAGCAAGCUGCUUGGCGAGCACAAAGCGACCAUCAACGCCAUGGACUCCAAGAUGAAAAGCAUGGAGCAGAGGAUCGCCGAGCUCUCUGAGGCCAACAAGCUGGCGGCCAACAGCAGCAUCUACACCCAGAGGAACAUGAAAGCCCAGGAGGAGAUGAUCUCUGAGCUGCGGCAGCAGAAGUUCUACCUGGAGUCUCAGGCGGGGAAGCUGGAGGCCCAGAACGCCAAGCUGGAGGAGCACCUGGAGAAGAUGAGCCAGCAGGAGCAGGGCAAGAAGAGCAGGCUGCUGGAGCUGGAGACCCGGCUCAGAGAGAUGGGCCUGGAGCACGAGGAGCAGAAGCUGGAGAUCAAGCGGCAGGUGACGGAGCUGACGCUGUCGCUGCAGGAGAGGGAGGCGCAGAUCAGCGGGCUGCAGGCCGCACGCAGCGCCCUGGAGGCUCAGCUGCAGCAGGCCAAGACCGAGCUGGAGGAGACCACCACCGAGGCCGAGGAGGAGAUCACCGCACUGAGGGCUCACAGGGACGAGAUUCAGCGGAAGUUUGAUGCGCUCAGGGACAGCUGCUCUGUUAUCACCGAUCUGGAGGACCAGCUCACGCAGCUGUCCGAGGAGAACGCUGAGCUGAACCAGCAGAACUUCUACCUGUCCAAGCAGCUGGACGAGCUGUCGGACGAGAGGGAGGACCGCCUGCAGCUGAGCCAGGAGGUGGACCGCCUCCGGAGGGAGGUGGCCGACCGCGAGAUGCACCUCAACAACCAGAAACAGGUGCCCUGGCUCCACCCCCAUAACAUUGAGACGCUGAAGACCACGUGCUCCAUGCUGGAGGAGCAGGUGCUGGAGCUGGAGACGCUCAACGAGGAGCUCCUGGAGAAGGAGCGGCACUGGGAGACCUGGAGGGGAGCGCUGGAGGACGACAAGAACGAGGCGGAGAGGAGGACGCGCGACACGCAGCGGCUGCUGGACACGGAGAAGCAGAACAGGCUACGCGCGGACCAGCGCAAUUCCGAGUCUCGCCAGGCGGUGGAGCUAGCAGUGCGGGAGCACAAGGCAGAGAUCAUGGCUCUGCAGCAGGCCUUGAAGGACCAGAAACUGAAGGCUGAGAGUCUGUCUGAUACACUGAAUGACCUGGAGAAGAGGCACGCCAUGCUGGAGAUGAACGCCCGCAGCCUGCAGCACAAGCUGGAGACAGAGAGAGAGCUCAAACAGAGACUGCUGGAGGAGCAAGCGAAGCUGCAGCAGCAGAUGGACGCGCAGAAGCAGCACAUCUUUCGCCUGACACAGGGCCUGCAGGACGCCCUGGACCAGACAGACCUGCUGAAGACCGAGCGUACAGACCUGGAGUACCAGCUGGAGAACAUGCAGGCGGUGUACUCCCAUGAGAAGGUGAAGAUGGAGGGCACUAUCUCCCAGCAGACCAAGCUCAUUGACUUCCUGCAGGCCAAAGCUGACCAGCCCAGUAAGAAGAAAAAGAGCAUUUUUGGGCGUCGUCGGGAGGACCUGGUGGGCGUCGGUGCGGGAGUGGCCGCGGGCGGGGCCGCAGGCUCGGGUGGAGGAAUGGGGAGCCCUCAGUCCUCAGCGGCCACCCCGGUACCCCUGCAGUACAGCGACAUGAUGGCGGCUCUGGACAAGGAGCGCGCGAGGUCGUCCGAGCUGGAGGAGGCGCUGCAGAAGCUACGCAUGGAACUGCGCUCUCUGAGGGGGGACGUGGUGCACUUCAAAGCGCAGGAGCACAGCGGCCCCUCCACCCCGGCCCUGGCCCGCUCGCAGGCCCUCACGUCCUCCAUCAGGUCCCCCGAGCGGCAGGCCAGCCCCGGGGGCCUCCUCGCCCCCUCCAGCUCCGCCCGCCGCAAGGACGUCGCCACGCCUGAGGAGAAGAGGAGGGUCACUUUUGAAAAGUUUAGCUGGCGGGGGAAGGACAGGAGUCACCACAGCACUCCGCACCGCUUCACCGUGGGGCUCAACAUGCGGGCGGCUAAGUGUGCCGUGUGCCUGGACACCGUGCAUUUCGGCCGGCAGGCGGCCACCUGUCUGGAGUGCCAAGCUCUGUGCCAUCCGAAAUGCUCCCCCUGUCUCCCCUCCACCUGCGGCCUGCCUGCGGAGUACAGCUUUGGAGAAGGGCUGUCCCGGGACAAGCCCAGCUCCCCCACCCAGCAGCCCAAAGAGGCCAGCGGGCACGUCAGGCUGGAGGGCUGGAUGAAGCAGCCCAGGAAUGGGAAACGAGGCCAGCAGGGAUGGGAGAGAAAGUACGUGGUUCUGGACGGGACCAAGGUGUCCAUUUACGAGACGGAGCCCAGAGAAGAUUCGGCCAGGCCGCAGGAGGAGAUCGAGCUGUGCCCGCCUGACGGGGACGUGACGGUGCAUGGUGCGGUCGGGGCGUCCGAGCUCAUCAACACCGCCAAGUCAGAUAUCCCCUACGUGCUGAAGCUGGAGUCGCAUUCCCACGCCUCCUACUGGCCGGGCCAGGCGUUGUACUUCAUGGCUCCGAGCUUCCCGGACAAACAGCGCUGGGUUGCCGUGCUGGAGUCGGUGGUUGCCGGGGGGCGGGGCUCGAGAGAGAAGGCGGAGGCUGACGCAGCUGCUGUCUCCAAAAGGCAGAAGACUCUGUCCCCCCUGGUCCAGAAACUGCUGGGCAACUCACUGCUGAAACUGGAGGGAGAGGACCGGCUGGACAUAAACUGCACCUUACCGCUCACAGACCAGAUAGUGCUGGUUGGUGCAGAGGAGGGUCUGUAUGCUCUGAAUGUGAUAAAGAACUCUCUGCUGCACCUGCCAGGUCUGGGCUCAGUGUUCCAGAUCCAAAUUCUGAAGGACCACGGCUGCCUGCUCAUGAUCACUGGCGGAGAGAGGGCGCUGUGUAUGAUUGAGAUUAAGAAAGUGAAGCAGUGUCUGGCCCAGUCUCACCUCCCGGCCCAGUCCGAGCUCUGUCCCUUCAUCUUCGAGACCGUCAAGGGCUGCCACCUCUUCGCUGCGGGCAAGAUCGAGGGCGGGGCCUGCAUCUGUGCCGCGCUGCACAAUAAGAUCAUCAUCCUGCGCUACAACGACAGCCUCAACAAGUUCUGCAUCAGAAAGGAAAUCGAGACGUCGGAGCCCUGCAGCUGCAUCCACUUCACAGGGUACAGCAUCAUCAUCGGCACCAACAAGUUCUACCAGAUCGAGAUGAAGCAGUACAUCCUGGAAGAGUUCCUGGACAAGGGCGACGUGACGCUGGCCUCGGCCGUCUUCGCCGCGGCGACCCACAGCUUCCCCAUCUCCAUCAUGCAGGUCAACAGCGCCCCCCAGAAGGACGAGUACAUGCUGUGCUUCCACGAGUUUGGCCUGUUUGUGGACGCGUACGGACGCCGGAGCCGCAGCGAGGACAUUAAAUGGAGUCGCCUGCCUCUGUCCUUCGCCUACAGAGAGCCGUACCUGUUUGUGACGUACUUCAACUCUCUGGACAUCAUUGAGAUCCAGCCGCACGGUGCUCUGGGCCCCCCGGCCCACGUUCACCUGGACAUCCCCAGCCCGCGCUACCUUGGCCCCGCCAUCUCCUCGGGGGCGGUGUACCUGGCCUCCUCCUACCAGAACAAGCUGCGGGUCAUCUGCUGCAAGGGCAACCUGGUGCGGGAGUCCGAGCUGCACCGGACCUCCUCCGGCAGGAGCAGCCCCACCAAGCGGGGCCCGCCCAGCUACACCGAGCACAUCUCCAAGCGGCUGGCCUCCAGCCCUGGCUCCCUGGACGGCGGCCUGCACCGGGACCCCAGCACGCCGCACCGCUACCGCGAGGGACGCACCGAGUUCCGCCGAGACAAGUCCCCCGCGCGGCCGCUGGACCGCGACAAGUCCCCCGCCCGCCCGCUCGAGCACGACAAGUCCCCGGGCCGGGCCAUGGAGAGCCGCCGGGACCGCUCCCCCGGGAGGAUUUUCGAGGAUCGGCCCCGUCUCCACACGGGAUCCGUCCGCACGCCGCUCACGCCCGUCAACAAGGUGUGGGAUCAAUCGUCUGUCUGACUGUGACAAUUCCAUCACCUCAUCCAAUCAGUGGAACGACUCAUACCUCUGGUCCCGCCCCUAGUCUGACAGAACUUCACUUCUCUGGUCCUGCAAGGGUUGCUCUUAGAGCAGAGUGGGUCAGAGGUCAGAUUAAUAUCGGGCCUCAUUUUAGGAGCCCAGCAGAAGUGCCUGGAAAAAAAUGCAUUGCCUGCACAAAACAGAAGUCACUCUCAGCUGCAGCGGUGUCUGUCUGAGUAUACAGAGUUCAGAGUAGUAUUCAACCAGCAGCCUUAUCAUUGUGAAACUUGCACCAGCUUGAGGACUAAAGCUUAGCAGGAUGGGGCUUGGUUAGGGCUACUGUUAUUGUUAGGGUUAGCACUAGGAUGGGACAACUCCUGGGAAAACUAUGUUGCUGUUGGAAGAGGAGUUGGCCAGUAGGGGGCAGUCUUCCCUUUGGACCAAAUAAAAUCCAAUGUCCCAGAGCAGUGACAGGAAGACUGAGCUUUGGUAGAUGCCGUCUCGUAUAUAAGACAUUAUACUAAUGUCCUGACUCACUGUGGUCAAUCGAAACCCCAUAGCAAUUGGGGGUUUCCAUGAUGUUUUGGUCAAAUUCCCAACAAAGCGCUCACCAUUCAACCCCCAGCUGAAUUGGCUUAAUAAUCUCCAACUCUCUGCUUUAGAUGUGGCUACACGAGUAAUGGUUGUUUUCCCCACCACACUUCACUGUAAGCUCUUUGAAAUACCAAGAUGAAAGCCCCUAUAUACAACUAAAACCACUGUGUUGGGGACUGGAGAUUAUAAAUCUUUGCUGUGAUUGGUGAUCUGCCCUCACCUGUGUCUGCUGUGAUUGGUGGAUGGAGAUGAGUGCACACUUCCUUGUAGGCUCCUAAACAGAGGAUCAUGUGACCGUCUGACCCCUCCCCUUUGACCGCAGCCCUUCAGCGCUCGACCGGAGCGCUGCCAUGCCAACGCGGUGGAGCCGCCUUCCACGGGCCGCUACGGCCACUGUUACGACCGCAUUUCGCUGUGCGUCCUCGCUGCGCUCUCUCUCUCUCUCUCACACACACACACACACACACACACACACACCCACACCCGACCUCCACUCUCGAAGCCGCUGUGUGUUUCAGUAGCAGUUUCAUCAGGCAGAAUUUUGAUGAAUCGCGUUAUCUCACAUUAUCCUGACCAACAUAUAGGAAGUUCCCUGCUCCCACCUGAGAAAUGUAACCAAUUAGUGUGUUUUUAGAGAGGGGGUUGUGGUUUGGAGGGAAAUUAAAAUGGGCUACCGCAGCAGACCACGCCGGGGUUCCACUCCUGUCAGCUAAGAACCGGAAGAUUCACGUUCACCAAAGCUGGCCAAUAAAAAUGUUGCCUGGUCUUACGAAUAUCAAUUCCUAGAGAUGCAGAUGAGGGUCAGAGUUUGGCAUAAACAGCAAGGAUCCAUCCUGCCUUGUGUCAGUAGUGCAGGGUGGUGGUGGUGGUGGUGUAAUGGUGUGGGGAAUGGUUUCUUGGCACAUGAUAGGCCCCUUAAUACCUAUUGAGCUUUAUUUGAAUGGCACAGCAUACUUCAGCAUCGUUGCUGACCAUGUGCAUCCCUUCACAACCAGUCUACCCUUUUUCAAAUGGAUACUUCCAGCAGGAGAAUGCACCGUGUCACUAAGCAACCACCAUCUCAAGCUGGAUCUGUGAGCAUGACAGUGACUUUGGCCAAUGGCCUGCACAGUCCCUAGAUCUCAAUCCAAUAGAGUGGGAGGAACGGGAGAUUGGCAGCAUGAAUGUGUGACCAAAAAGAUCUGCAGGAACUGAGUGAUGCUAUCGAGUCAGCAUGGACCAAAUUUCAUGAGGAACGUUUCCAGCACCUUGUUGAAUCCAUGCCGCCAAGAAUUCAGGCUGUUCUGGAGGCAAAGGGUGCCCAGUACUAGACAGGCGUACCUAAUCAAGUGACCAGUGAGUGUAGUCUACCCUCUCCUCUCCCCUGUCCCCCAUAACCUACCUAGCAAGGCUUCACUGGGGCCAGAGUGUCCAGCCAAACCUCCACAGUGUCGCUUUCUCCGAUGGCCUCUGUAAAUAGCUUGACUCUGGGUUUUGUAGAGAUUAAAUGGAGUAUGAGGCUGCUGACCAGCCGUGUCUAUUUUUAUUAAAUAAGUGUUUCUAACAUGUGACCUGAAUGUUGUUCCAUUGAGAAUAUCCCACGUCCCGGUUCUCGCCAGAAGGAAUGCCGUUGUUCUCCUCCGUGUGACGGCACGGAGUCCCAGCUGCCCACCUGUGUCAUGGUACAAUGUGCUUCUCACCUGCGCCAGGUGCUGAACCGGUUAGCCGCUAACGAAAAAAAAAAGACAAACAUGCGCUGCGUUAAUGCUGCUUUCCUGUGAACUAAACCAAGUUUUUGCUAAGAGCUUGUGUGAUAUAUAUAAUGUCCAAAAUAGUUUAUUUAUUUUUUUGAGAGGUUUUAUUUUGAAGAAUAAAGGUGACAGCACCGACAUCAAACACUGCAGCAGGUCAGAAGACUCAACAGCGCCCCCUGCAGCUUGCUGUAUUCCUAUCGCUUUAGCGCACUCUGUGCAGCUCUCCGCACCAGGGCCCCCACAGUUCGACAUGACCGUUACCCUCUUCUUUUUACCAUCUGGGUCCUUAUUCACAGCAGUGCUGAUCUAGGAUCUGUUUUCCAGUAUCCACAUCCAACCUUAUCUAUUCUGAGCUAUAAUGCAGCGCUGAUUCAAGAUCAGGGCCUGUAUUCACUAAGCACGCGAGCAAUAGCGCUGAUGUAGGACCGGUCUACCGUUCAUAUAAUAAACUAUAAAAAAACAUAAUAUAUAAUAAAAUAUCAGCAAUACUCCUCUGCAAUGCUUUAUGAAUAUAGGUUCUGGGGCCUCAUUUAUAGAAUUUGCUUGGAUUUCAUGCUAAAUUUGAUAUUAUAUUCAAAUCUAUUGUACUGUGAGUAAGAAUGAUUUAUAUAAUGUUUGUAUAUUUGAAUAAAGAUUCAUACGUCCGACAUUUGCAUGUUUCACCUAAAAAUCGCAAGUGACCAUGAACUCUUGUGACCGUAAACAAGCUCAAUUUCUCUCUCCAGUGAAUGCCUUCAGUUAGCUUUAUAAGCUGGACUUCCCCGUCUCCUUUUUCCCAUGUAAAUUAUUUAGCAAUUACAGUGUACAAGCUGCAACUGAAAAUGUGAUGCAAGCAUUAUACCUGCAUUACAGCUGACCAGCCACAAGGGAUAGUUUAUACACAUGGUCUGGAGCUUGCUUAGAGGCAAGCACAUUUUCAUGUUUAAAAAAAAAAAAAAAAUUUUUUACAUCACACCUACGUGAAUUUCAUCGUACACACAAUUUACAAUAAAAUACUGUAUGUGUACAAAAAUGCAAUAGAUAAGGCCCCUGAUCUUGGAUCAGUUUCGAGGUACAACGCACAAAAUUAUUUGGUGAAAAAGUCAUGGCCGAAAGUCCUGGUGAAAUGGCAGAGCUGCACAGCAAGUCUCAUUAAAAAAGUUUUCCCUCACAGAAAGAUCCCCACAUCGGGGUCACGUUUAUUUUUCAUAAUGUUUAUUUAGUCUUAUUUUUGGCUUUUCCUAUCUUUGCUGUAUUCACUGCUUAUAUAUGACAACAAAAAAAACAGAUGGUGAUGUCUUGACAACUGCUAUUUACUGUAGUUUUUCCUGAUUUUUUUCUAAAUGUUAAGACUGCAUUAAACAUGACUGAGCUACUCUCAUGUA
Molecule: messenger RNA, 9300 nt
Organism: Anguilla anguilla (European eel)
Lineage: Eukaryota; Metazoa; Chordata; Actinopteri; Anguilliformes; Anguillidae
Product: citron Rho-interacting kinase-like
Exons: 41
Coding region: 567-5609 (1680 amino acids)
Biological process (GO): peptidyl-threonine phosphorylation; actomyosin structure organization
Cellular component (GO): cytoskeleton; cytoplasm
Molecular function (GO): protein serine/threonine kinase activity
Source: RefSeq, a predicted model, not a curated record